CAUCUUCCGUGCUGCUGCGCUGAUCCGAACUUGAAAACGAAGGAAUCGAAAUUAUUGAAGUCUGAAGAUGGCACUUUUUCACAAAAUUUUUCGAUUCGGGGCAGUCGCUGCCAGAGCUACCCCGCGGUCUUUGUCUACGGUAUGCUCUCGUGUAACUCUGCCGAAACCUCUGGCGUCAUCACAAGCAGCAUCCGCUGGUGAACUCGGACAUUGGGCAAGGUUUUGCAAACGAAGACAAAUAUCCACAAGUUGCCAUCUGAAUGUGGCUAUUCAGGAGCCAGCACCCGACUUUGAAGGAACAGCAGUUAUUGAUGGUCAGUUCAAAGACAUCAAACUUUCAGAUUACAAGGGAAAAUACCUGGUCCUUUUUUUCUACCCUCUAGAUUUUACCUUUGUGUGUCCAACUGAAAUAAUUGCUUACAGUGACAGAGCAGAUGAAUUCAGAGCCAUUAAUACAGAAGUCGUAGCGGCUUCGAUCGAUUCACAUUUUUCACACUUGGCUUGGAUCAAUACACCGAGAAAGCAAGGAGGUCUUGGUCAGAUGAAGAUCCCUCUACUCUCUGAUAUGAAGAAACAGAUUGCUGAAGACUAUGGAGUACUCCUUAAGGAUGCUGGUAUUGCAUUAAGAGGAUUGUUCCUCAUUGACCCUGAGGGCAUAGUUCGUCACAUGAGCAUCAAUGACCUUCCUGUUGGACGAUCAGUGGACGAGACUCUGCGAUUGGUCAAGGCCUUCCAGUUUGUUGCUGAGCAUGGAGAGGUCUGUCCUGCUGGCUGGACACCAGAUUCAGAAACUAUCAAGCCUGAUCCAGAGGGUUCCAAGUCAUACUUUGAGAAAGUAAACUAAUUCUGUCACCCAUUGCCCUGUCCUUACAUCACCAUGACCAGCUCCGCCCAUCUUCCAAUUGCACUCCUCACUUAUCCAGCCCAAGGAAAAUUAUCAGAUGACAUUGACCCAUCACAGGAUAGUGUAAUGUAUGCUCUAUAUUUCAUUAUAAUUUGAAAUAAGAAAAGUAGUUCUGAAGAAACAGUUGUUAUUUUUUUCUUAACUGAGGCUAUUUUCUUUUUCUGAACAAUAAUAAUAAUACAAAACAUCAAUAGGGCGCUUAAUACGGGCGUUUCUAAGCGUGCUGUGUUCUGUAUUUAACUUUACUUGGGAAAAAAAUUCAGUAAGCAUAAUAUAACAAAGUGUGACAAAAAUCAUUAAGAGAGAAGAAAAAUACUAUCAGAUUAAAACUGGUGUGCACCUCCAAUGACCGACCGACAACUGGGAUUCAUUGAUUGAAAAGGUAUGUUUUGAAAAGGUUGAUUGAAAAUGUAUCUUUCUUACUUGUAUUCAUGCCAAAUUACGCUUUAAAGUGAAUGCAUUAGCAAUCUUUUAGUGCACUUUUGAAAUUUACAAGGGUUAUUAUGACACUUUGGAGAUGAAUUGUACGUUACCCCUGUAAUUUUCUCUUGUCAUUGGUGUCUGCCAUACUGAUUCUAUUGCUGUUAUACCGGUAUUCAAUUUUCAUUCAAUAUAUGCAAGUUAUUAUUAUGUAUUAAAACACUCACCCAUCAUGUUUUCUGCUAUAUGAUUUACAUGUCAGCAUUAUUGAUUUUUUUUAUGUGUUAAUCCAUGAUUUCCUUGUGAAUUCAUUGUGUACAUGUAUGAUACAAAAUAAAAACAGUUUGGAAUAAAUAAGGAAAUUCCUCAUUGUUAAAAAAAAACACUGAUCCCAUAUAGAUAUUAAAUAAGACAAAUAUUUUUUUUUCCAUAUAAGGAUGGAUUUAUGUGAGAAAUAGUAUUCAAGAAAGUUAUAUUCUGUCAUUUCUGUUUUCAUUUACCUCUGUUAUCUUUUGUGUGUGAUUAAAUCAACUUGAUAAAGUGCUUAAAUUAUUGAGGGCUAUACAGGUAUUUAAUUAUCAGUUCUUGAAAUUGCAUUCAGUAUUACAAUCAGAGAAUAUACAUGUACACUCUUGCCUAUA
Messenger RNA from Lytechinus variegatus (green sea urchin), 1965 nucleotides. It is a transcript of the gene prdx3, whose product is annotated as peroxiredoxin-1-like. The record is from RefSeq and is a predicted model, not a curated record. Gene Ontology annotation, molecular function: thioredoxin peroxidase activity. Gene Ontology annotation, cellular component: mitochondrion; cytosol. The transcript has 7 exons. Bases 68 to 844 code for a protein of 258 amino acids. Lineage: Eukaryota; Metazoa; Echinodermata; Echinoidea; Temnopleuroida; Toxopneustidae. Gene Ontology annotation, biological process: response to oxidative stress; cell redox homeostasis; hydrogen peroxide catabolic process.